AUGCAACGCGCCGACGCUGAUGCAACUGUUGCCGCCGCCGCGUCUUCAUUAGUGUGCGAACAUGCCGCAGAUGCCGCGCGGCUCGUAGUAGAUUUAGCGCUUGUCGCCAGCGCGCUCUCGCGACGGGCGCUUCUGAGAAGACCUGCGUGCGACAACGGUGGGAAAGCAAGCACACUACACUACGAGCCGCGCUUUGGGCAAAUCGCUAACGUUAAACAAUCUACUCAUGAGGCGUAUGAGCGUCCGCAGCAGACGACGUUCGCGAAAUACGAAGGACAAUUAUUAUUCACGUACGGGAAGAUCAGAAGAGGUCCAGUAACACUUCCUGGAGGAAUCCCUGAAGUAACCUCUCCUCAAGAUGAAAACUGCUGUUCAACUCUGAUUUUCUAUUUCCUGGCUCGAAGUUUAUCAAUUCACCUCGGUUAUCAAUUCCUGAAUGCAGUAAUUUUUAAACCCAUUCAAACAAUGGAACGACCAUACUGUCCCUGAAUUAGCCAUUAUUUUUCUUCUCAUUCUUGUGUGAUAAAAUGUGUUAAUAUUCGGACCACAUUCCAUAAAUUCUACAUUUCACUUUAUAAAUAAUUAAGCUAAUAUGAUUAUUAAAGGAGAGAACCUUGAUGCAUAAAAGUUCAAUGGAAAUACAUUCAGUUAUCAAAUAGUUUUAUGAAAUUAAACAUGCAGUACAAAA
Gryllus bimaculatus (two-spotted cricket) is the source of this 688-nucleotide messenger RNA. The record is from the annotation of a GenBank genome assembly. Lineage: Eukaryota; Metazoa; Arthropoda; Insecta; Orthoptera; Gryllidae.